AGUGCCCGGACCGGGCAUUACCGAAAAGGGAAGGAGGGGAGGAAAAAAAAAAAAAAGUAAUUAAAGUCGCCGCUGCCGCCCGCGGUCCCACCCUCCCCACCGGCCGGCUCCUCGGGUAGACGGGAGGGGACAGAGGGAGACGGCCCGCCGUCGGGACACGCACUCCUCGCCGCUGCCCCGCCGCGCAGCAUGGCCCGCGCAGCCCCCCGCCUCGUCCUCCUCGGGCUCCUGGUAUCGAGCUUGUGCUGUGACGCUUGCAAGAAAGUCACUUUUCAUGUUCCCUCUGUUCUCGAGGCCGACACGUUGGUUGGCAGAGUUAAUUUAAAUGAGUGCCUUCAGUCUGCAGAACACAUCAGUUCCAGUGAUGGGAGUUUCAAAGUUCUGGAAGAUGGUUCCGUGUAUACAACCUCUGCUGUUUCUUUAUCUGAUGAUAAAAGGACUUUUGCCAUAUUACUUAAAGAUCUUCAAGAACAUGUAGAAAAGAAAAUACUUAUUGACUUGGAGACAGAUGACAAAAAGAAGACUAGGCACGCUAGAGAUACAGUUCUCAAGCGAACCAAGAGACGAUGGGGCCCAAUUCCUUCUGUUAUGAUAGAGAACUCACUUGGACCUUUCCCACUACAAAUUCAGCAGGUCCAGUCAGAUACGGCUCAGAACUACACCAUUUAUUACUCUGCAAGUGGACCAGGAAUUGAUCAAGAUCCAAAGGGCUUGUUUUACAUAGAAAGAGAAACUGGAAAUAUCUUUGCUACUCGUGCAGUAGACCGUGAGCAGUAUCCAAGUUUUCAGAUCAUUUGCUUUGCAAGCACUCCAGAUGGUUAUUCACCGGAGGUACCCCUUGUGCAUACAAUCAGAAUAGAGGAUGACAAUGAUAAUGCUCCAUAUUUUACACAGGAUGUUUUUGAGUUCUGUGUCCCUGAAAACUCCAAGCCUGGUGUGGUUGUUGGAACAGUGACUGCAGAGGACAGAGAUGAGCCGUAUACUCUGCAUACUACUUUGAAAUACCGCAUUGUGUCACAAGCUCCUUCAGUAACCCCAGCGUUUUCUUUGCAUGGUGACACAGGUGUCAUUACUGUGUUAUCGCCACAGCUGGAUAGAGAGCUGGUGUCCACAUACACUUUAUUAAUAGAAGUGAGAGAUAUGGCAGGUCAGCCUUUUGGUUUGUGCACAACAGGGACAGCUAUCAUUAAGAUUGAAGAUACAAAUGACAACGCACCAACUUUUAAGCAGUUGCAAUAUGAAACACAAGUGGAAGAAAACAGAGUGAAUGUAGACAUCCUGAGAAUUUCUGUUGUUGAUGCCGAUGAGUUUGGGGCACCUGGCUCCACAGCUGUGUAUGAAAUUAUAAGAGGAAAUGAUGACCAUACCUUUGAAAUUACGACAGACAGAAACACAAAUGAAGGAAUACUUUGUGUUGUUAAGGGGCUGGAUUAUGAAAAUGCCAAGCAAAGGAUCCUCGUGAUUGCAGUCAAUAAUGAGGCACCCUACAUGCUGGCACCACAUUCACAACAAGUUGUUCAGAGCACCAGCACUGUUACAGUGAAUGUCCUAGAUAUAGACGAGGGGCCGGUGUUUAAACCCUGUUUCUUCCGCAUGGAUGCUAGUGAAUGUGAUGACAUUGGGACAAAUAUUGGGAAAUAUCUAGCAGAAGAUCCAGAAACUGGAAAUAGCGAAGGCAUCUGCUACAAAAUACCACCUGGACAGUGUAACUGGGUCAAUAUUGAUGAAAAAUCAGGUGAAGUCAGAACUGUUAGAGUCUUGGACCGAGAUCUAGGAGAAGUCAAACGAGGCCAAUGCAAUAUCACAGUCCUUGCAAUAGACAGAAAUGGCAAAACAGGCACUGGAACCCUUCAGGUUGUCAUCCAGCCUUGCAACAGGAAUUAUCCACGAAUUCUUACAACUGACUAUAUAAUGUGCAGAGACAGAAAACCAAUCUGCCUCAGUACAGGGGAUGAAGAUGAGACUUCUUACAGCAUGCCCUUAGUCUAUCGCCUGACUGACCGUAGCAUGGGUUCCAUGUGGAAGAUAACACGGCACAAUGAAAAGUCUGUGUAUCUUUCACCAAGGGGUGAUAUUCCAUUUGGAACAUACACUAUUCCUGUCAGCGUAUCUGAUAGUUCAGGAAGGCAAGGAAUCAGUGAAAUUACAGUUAACUACUGUGAUUGCGUUACUCCAAGUGAUUGUGGAGCUGCUCGUAGUGCUGGGAGUGUUACUCUUGGUGUAUGGGCCAUCCUUGCAAUGAUCUUGGGAUCACUGCUGUUGCUGUUAAUCCUAAUUACAAUUUGUGGCUGUUGUGGUGCUGGGGUAAUGCACAGGCAAGUGACUGAUGAUUGUGCCAAUCACAACUUAAUCAUUUCAAAUACAGAAGCUCCAGGAGAAGAAGUGAUGGAUCACAAUAUAAUUCCUCUACAAACUACUGAUCAAGUAGGAUGUGGAAUAAAAACAGGAGAUCAGCAAGCAUUUGAAAUGGUAAAAGGAAGAGGGCAUACCCUGGAAUCAGUCAGAGGAGGUGGACAUCAGACGUUGGGAUCAGUCAAAGAAGGAGGAGGAGGACAAACUAUGGUGGACACAUGUAGAUACUCCUAUUCAGAAUGGCAUAAUUUCACACAUCCUCGUUUAGGAGAAAAGGUGCAUCUAUGCAGACAGGAUGAAGAACAGAAACAUUCUGAAGAUUAUCUCCUUUCAUAUAACUAUGAAGGAAAAGGAUCCUUGGCUGGUUCUGUAGGCUGCUGCAGUGAUCAGCAUGAAGAAGAGGCACUUGACUUCUUAGAUCAACUGGAACCCAAGUUUAGGACAUUGGCAGAAACGUGUAUAAAAAGAUAAACAUGUUUUUCGUGGUGCUGAAAAAAACUGUAAAUAAGUGGCUGUCCUACUUUUGUGAUAUUAGGUAUUUUGGAAUUGAAUGCAACAGAUUCUUCCACCUCUUGCUUUCUGAGGGAAAGGUUUAUCCAAAUUAAUUUAGUGAAUGUAAGUAACACAUUAAAUGUACGGCAUAUUUUUUUUUAUACCUACUAGACAUCAAAAGUAAGGGAUUCAGAACAUCUUUUUCUUUAGACUACGUUCAUAGAGUAAUACUAUUUUCCAUUUAGUUUUUACUUCCUAUUCUUUGUGGUUGCUUAAAAUGCGAAACUUAGUGCCGUUAACGAUUGUUUUGUCCUUGAAAUUUUACUUUUUUUUUGCUUUGGAGAAGGAAAGCUUUUCUCUCUGUUUCUUUGUUUUCUUAUAGAUCUGUAGAAAUAAAACCAAAGAUAUUACUGGUGGAUAUCAAAUACCUUGUUAAUUUUUAACGUAUGAACCAAGCAUAUGUGAGAUACAAAACAUUUUCUCAUGUUAAAAUAAAAAAAUACUGAUGACUACACUGGAAAACUUUAUAUUUUGAUUGAAAGUUAAAUAUAUAUAUUGUAUAUAUGUAAAAUAAUAUUCAAAAAUAUAUUUUUCUCCUAAUGGGUUACUACCCAUCAAACUUGCUAUCCUAAGGGAUUGAUGGCAUCAACACAUAGGAUAUCAGCAUUGUAUGCGCAUUUAUAUUUUUCUUUUAAGGAAAUAAAAAGUUUAAAAAAAAUAAAAAAGAAACAAGGGGUAACUACUGUACUUAAAGUGAAUGCAAGACAAUUCUCAUGUUUACUUGAUAGAAGUUUGUACCUCAGUUUCUUGUGAGUUUUAACAUAGUAUCGUUACAGAAAUGAACAUUGCCAAGAGUUUUGUCCAGCGUAGUUACCUCUACCUUCUUUACUCUAGUUGUGGACGUCAUGAGACUUUCUUUCUGUAAGUAGAACUGGCAGAAGAUGCAGCCUGAAUGGUCUGAACAUGUAUUCAUUAAUAAUGUGUUUUCGAGAUAGCUCUACUUCAGAUGCAAAGAUACACUGCGAGAAGGAGUCUGUUCAAAGUGUGUUACGCAGUGGUUGUAGAGGUGUGCAUUCUUACAGUUCUCUGGCAGAGAUCAUCUGAAUCCCAUUUGUUAUUUUAAGAGAUAAGCAUACAUAUAAACUGUAUGUUUUGUAUGUACUUGUAUCUUGAAUCUGUAAUGCAUAUGGCAAAUGACAGUAGAGUGAUCUGAGUGUUGUCACUAAUCUGUUUCUGGAAUUCAAUUUCUGCUUUCUAAGGUUUUGUAUGUUUUUAAUAAUUGCACUCCUGGUUAAGUAAUAUGUCCUCUUGUGCCUUGAAAGAAUGUCUUCCUGUCUAUGAGUAAAACUUAUUGCAAUUACUUAUCAUUGUUUUUGUAAUUCUGCUUUUAGCACUUGCUCCAUAAACAUAUGUCUUAGAUACUUCUAAAAAUUUACUAUAGUUUAUUAUCUAGAGAAGAAAUUACUUUGUACCAACAAAUAAUCACGUUGCUGUGAAUUUCAGUGCACAGCUGCUGCUGAUUUCUAGUGAUUGCAGUUUGUUCCAUAAGUUCAUAAAGUCUAAAAUAAUACUUUUAAAUCUAGUCUCAUGCUGUAAAUGGGCUUCAGGCAAUUUCUGGUACAAACUAGCUGUUGUUAAUAAUGUUAAAUACAUUUUAGUGUUAUUUCAAAUUGGAGAUGAAUUACAACUGCUGCCAGUGAGUGGUAAGAGUGACGGUCACCAAUGGCAAAAUUUUAGAUGAGAACCAUGAUGUUCAGAACUUAGUUUAAAAAAAAAAAAAGUUAACAUUACUCAUGCAAACACUACUCUUCCUUAUCAGUAAUAUAAAGUUUUGCUAUACGUUAUCCAUGGUUAGGCAGAUCUGUGGCUGGUAUAAGUCAGGAUGGCACUGCUGAUGUCAGUGGAGCUGUCUAUCUCCUACUGAUGUUCUCACUUUCAGUCUUGUAUCUUCACUUAUUAGCUAUACACUUAAGGUGAUGUUAAUAUCCUUCCUUUCCUCCCCUUUUAUUGUUAUUAUUUUUUCAUCAUAUAUGCAUCCUAUAAUUCAGGAUGACCUAGGAAAAAUAAUGAAAUAUGCUCUUUGAAAAUUGCUUUUGGGGUGGGAUAGAAAAACCACUAGAAAUAAUUUCUUUCCUCAUAAAAUUUGAAAAAACUUGAAAGAAAUGGACCAAAUUUAUUUGAGCUGAAAUUGACUUCCAUGCUUACUAGCUUUAGAGUUAAAGUAAUAACUUAUUGAAAGUAAAACAAUGUUUUCUACUCUAAUUUACAUUAAAGAUAUAUUUUUAUUUUUUCUUUUACAUUUCAACAAAUGUAAUAGUUUAUUCCAAAUGAAUUAACUAAACUGAAUGGACUGUUUCUAUUAAACAAAGAGUAGAAAGGUAAUUGAGAUGCUUUAAAAUGUUAACUGUAAAAUGUUUUCAGUGCAUCUUUUAAUCAUGUGACUGGAGACUUAGUACAUCACAUUAAAGUUUACAAAUAUGGAUCACCAAAUAAUAUUUGUAUAAAACGUACAAAUGAAAUAUUGUAAAAUGCAUAAUCUACUGGUUGUUAUUGUCUUGAAUUGCAUUAAAAAUUGUGAAAAUUGGUUUUAUUCAACUAGAUCACAUCUAAACUACCUAGUUGUGCAAGCAAUGACUGUUUUAUUUUAUUCAACUAGAUCACAUCUAAACUACCUAGUUGUGCAAGCAAUGACAUUGUUUUACUGUUCUGUACAACAGCGAGAAAUACAUUUUUGCAAAAUAAAAGGAACUUCC
Messenger RNA from Lagopus muta (rock ptarmigan), 5597 nucleotides. Its product is annotated as desmocollin-2-like. Gene Ontology annotation, cellular component: plasma membrane; desmosome. Gene Ontology annotation, molecular function: calcium ion binding. NCBI's taxonomy places the organism in Eukaryota, Metazoa, Chordata, Aves, Galliformes, Phasianidae. Bases 190 to 2823 code for a protein of 877 amino acids. The transcript is spliced from 16 exons. Gene Ontology annotation, biological process: homophilic cell-cell adhesion. The record is from RefSeq and is a predicted model, not a curated record.